AUGCGUUUCUUCAAGUUCGUCACCUCAGCUUCUUUGGUAGGCCUUUCCGCUGCCUCUCCUUUGGGCCAUGAGCACGCUGCUCACAAGCGUGAUGUUGUGUACGUCACCAACGUCCGCACCAGUACUGUUUACGGUGCUGCACCUCAAAGUAUUGGCGGUGCUUCCACCACUAUCGCUUUGGAUGCUUCAAACACAGUCGCUCAAGAGGCUGCUACUGCCACCACCUCAUUAUCUGCUGCCUCUGAUGUUUCCAGAGCUGCUGCCGCUCCUUCCGAAGCUGUGACCACCACUGCUUCCUCUUCUGGCUCUUCCGCUGCCGAGUCGUCCUCCAGCUCUUCUUCAGCUGCUGCUUCAUCCACUGGUAGUUUCGACGGCGGUGCUAAGGGUAUCACUUACUCUCCUUACUCGUCUUCUGGUGCCUGUAAGAGUUCUUCUGAGGUUGCCUCAGACUUAGCUUCUCUAACCGAUUUCAGCAUCAUUAGAUUAUACGGUGUUGACUGUGACCAAGUCUCGAGCGUCUUGCAAGCUAAGACUUCAGACCAAAAAUUGUUCCUAGGAAUUUACUACGUUGACCAAAUUGAGUCUGGUGUUGAAACAAUCAAAGCUGCUAUCGAGUCCUAUGGUUCUUGGGAUGAUGUUUAUGCUGUCUCUAUCGGUAAUGAAUUGGUUAACUCUGGUGAUGCCACCGUCUCUCAAGUUGGUUCCUACAUUGACUCUGGUAGAUCUGCUUUGACCUCAGCCGGUUACAGUGGUCCUGUUGUCUCUGUCGACACUUUCAUUGCUGUCAUUAACAACCCAGGCUUAUGUGACUACUCUGACUUCAUGGCUGUGAAUGCCCAUGCCUAUUUCGACUACAACACUGCUGCUGCCGAUGCUGGUACUUGGGUUAUGGAACAAAUCGAAAGAGUUUGGGGUGCCUGCAGCGGUAACAAGAACGUUUUGAUCACUGAAUCAGGCUGGCCAAGUCAAGGUGACACCUACGGUAAGGCUGUUCCAUCUAAGAGCAAUCAAGAAGCCGCUAUUUCUUCUAUUAAGUCUAACUGUGGUGAUGAUGUCAUUUUAUUCACUGCGUUCAAUGAUUUGUGGAAGGCUGAUGGUUCCCUAGGUGUUGAAAAGUAUUGGGGUAUCUUCUCUGAAUAG
Molecule: messenger RNA, 1140 nt
Organism: Lachancea fermentati
Lineage: Eukaryota; Fungi; Ascomycota; Saccharomycetes; Saccharomycetales; Saccharomycetaceae
Source: the annotation of a GenBank genome assembly